AUGCCUCGUGACCUUCUUUCACAAAUUGUGAAUGGUAGGUUUAAUUUUGAUCCACCACCACUAAUUCUUGCACUUCGAAUAGAGAGUGAUGAAGGGUGUGGAAUGUCACUAUUCGAAAUUGGAGACUUAAAGAUGAGAAUUCUGGAAGAGCACUUUGGUUAUCUACAUUGUCACUUUGAGUUGUGGCAUGCAUGUGAUGAUGAUAGGGAAGAGGACCAUCACAAG
Molecule: messenger RNA, 225 nt
Organism: Sphenostylis stenocarpa
Lineage: Eukaryota; Viridiplantae; Streptophyta; Magnoliopsida; Fabales; Fabaceae
Source: the annotation of a GenBank genome assembly